CUUUUUUCAGCAGACUCAGCCCUCACUCGGUUAAAAGUUCACUAUUGCAAGCCUGCAGCCUUAAGAUAUUCACUGACUCCGCGAUUUCAUAGCAUGGAUAGUCAAGCAAGAGUUCAAGUACAGGCUCAGAUCAGAAAUCUUUUUCAAAACAAGCCUGCACAUGGCCAUGGUGUCUCACCAUCAUUUCGUGAUUUUCAUCCAACCAGUGGAAUAGAGUUGCAGAAAAUGAUGCUCAAGUUGGUCCAGGCGGCCUCAGAGGCCGCUGCCGUAGCUUUUCGCUCGCUUGUUUCACAGCCGUCGGAAGCUAAGAAACAAACGUUGGAGGCCGCCAUUGAAGUAGCAGAAGCUGCUAUAAAAGAUCGUGUUAAUCCUCAUCUUGUUAAAAUGGCAAUGGGGAUUUUUCUAACGCAUAGUAAAGAGGCUCAGUAUUUAGGAGUUGUGGCACCCUCACUAAAGGAGCAUUUAGAAUUUGCCAUGCCAGCUGUUAUUCCGAUUGAGAAAGCCGUCGUCCCCGAGGCCGAUGUCACCCCAACUCUUCCAGACUCAAAUCCUACUACAGCCGACACUUUAAGGGCAAUAGAAACCCUCUCAUAUUGGCGAGAAGAUUAUGAUCUCAAUGACCAUCACUACCAUUGGCAUCUCGUCUAUCCUUGGUCAGGAAUUAGUACAAUAAAGGAAAAAAAGAUCCACCGAACCAUUGAUAGGCAAGGGGAACUGUUUCUUUACAUGCAUUCUCAGAUGUUAGCCCGAUACAAUGCAGAGCGGUUGAGUUGGUCAGACAUAGGACUGGUUGACCCAUGGAGCUAUGAUGAGGUGGUGGAGCCAAGUUAUACACCACCCCCAGGUCUGAGGGAUGAGUAUGGAGCAAGGCCUCCACUUCAAGGUUGGCUUGAGCAGCAUUCCCCCUACAUGCCUGAUAAACUUGCUACUGUUUCCAAAGAUACAAUGAUUUUCUGGCGUAACAACAUCAACAAGGGCAUUAUUCAAGGUUAUUUUUACACAAAGAAAGAAAAUGGUGAUCAAGGAAAGUUCCAGCUCACAGAAGACAAUGCCAUGAACUGGGUUGGCAUAAUUGUUGAGGCUGAGGCACAUCAGCUGCAGGAGGUAAGCCCAGGCUCCAAUGAGUUUAUUGAUAACGACUUGUAUGGCACACUACACAACCUUGGUCAUGACAAAUUUGGUGAGAUUGGUUACCAGACAUACAUGUCAAACAAAAACCGUUGGGGAGUAAUGGGGUCCACCUCUGUUGCAGUUCGUGAUCCAGUCUUUUGGAUUUGGCACAGGCACAUUGAUGAUUUUCGUCAGUCUAUUGUAAACAAAUACAAGCAACAUCCACUCAAAGAAAGUGCCCCACCUCAUGUAAAGCUCACUGGAGUACAAAUCCUACCACAAGAUGAAAAUUCUACAACACCUGAUGGAGGUAUUGCCACAUAUCUCACUGCACCUCGUUUGGAAUUGCAUGAAGUCAAUGCUAAGCUCAACCAUGAGCCUUACAAAUGGGUAGUCAAGGUUGAAGCCACUGUAGAUGAAAAUGAAAUUAAAAAUUUGAAGCCAUUUACUGUGCGAAUCUUCAUUGCUCCUAAGCGGCUAAUGCAUGAGCAGCGCCGUUACAUCGAAAUGGAUAAAUUUUUAUGCACCCUUACUACAAAGUCUGCAACAUUUGUCAGACUAGAUGUGGAGUCCUCUGUAGCCCGCAAAGUACCUGAUCCAUCAGAGUAUCAAGAUCCACGCUGUUUAUGUGGAUGGCCUCAGAAUAUGAUGAUACCCAAUGGUACUGAAUUGGGCACUGAUUAUGUAGUUUUUGCUAUACUCACUAAUGAUAUCAUCUCUGAGGAUGAUACGGUAUCAAUGUCUUUCUGUGGAGCCAAGGAUAGUAAAUAUCCUGAUCCACGUGGCAUGGGAUAUCCAUUUGAUAAAGUAUGGUUCAGGACCUCCUCAGAGAUGCGUGAGGCUAUCAAGGGGCUGGAUCAUGUGAAAUUAUCCGAAUUCAAGAUUUAUCGUGAGACACAGCUUUACCAAGGCAGAAUAGUGACGGUAAAGGGAGACAUCAGUUGGGAAAAUACCAUUCAAUAUUUCUUCACACAAAGUGAUGCAAGUUACAUGAUGAAAGAGUACAAAAUCGAUUUGACCAAGAAAGAAGAUGUGAUUCGUUACCGAAUGUUUAUAUUUGGUGUGGAAAAUGGUACUAUACCAGUCGAUGGCAAUACAAAGGAAAAGAAGUCUAAGUGGAGUGAUGACAAAAUUGCCAAGUUUGAAGCAUGGAUAGACGCUGACUUUCCUUGAACUAACAUUUGAAUAUUAAUAAUUAAUGUAACUUUUUGAAGUAGUGAAUAUUCUAGUUUUUGGUUUUAGGCAAUUUUUGCAAAAUUUAUCAUUAAAAUAGUGAAAAACAGAAAAGAAUAAAUAAAAGACAUUUAAUUGCAUGGGUUUAGAAAUACUACAUAAUUUACAAUCCUCCUUUCAUCAUUUGACAUAGCACAUCUGUUGUCUCGCUAGCCAUACCAUUGGUCACAUCCUUUUCUGAACGUAA
Messenger RNA from Amphimedon queenslandica, 2530 nucleotides. RefSeq names its product tyrosinase family protein asqI-like. The transcript is spliced from 3 exons. The record is from RefSeq and is a predicted model, not a curated record. Lineage: Eukaryota; Metazoa; Porifera; Demospongiae; Haplosclerida; Niphatidae. Gene Ontology annotation, molecular function: oxidoreductase activity. The coding region runs from base 94 to 2283 and encodes 729 amino acids.